Populus trichocarpa (black cottonwood) is the source of this 688-nucleotide messenger RNA. Its product is annotated as probable histone H2A.3. Bases 90 to 482 code for a protein of 130 amino acids. NCBI's taxonomy places the organism in Eukaryota, Viridiplantae, Streptophyta, Magnoliopsida, Malpighiales, Salicaceae. The transcript has 2 exons. Gene Ontology annotation, cellular component: nucleosome. The record is from RefSeq and is a predicted model, not a curated record. Gene Ontology annotation, molecular function: structural constituent of chromatin; protein heterodimerization activity; DNA binding.
AAAAAAAACUAUCAUCUAGCAUUCAAUAACUCUUCGUAAAAACUAAAAAAUCCCUAUUUCUUUGUAGAUUUCAAGUCUCUUUUGGGAAGAUGGCAGGAAGAGGAAAGGCUUUGGGGUCCGGAGCAGCAAAGAAAGCAACCUCGAGAAGUAGCAAGGCGGGUUUGCAGUUCCCUGUGGGACGUAUUGCUCGGUUCCUGAAGACUGGGAAAUACGCCGAACGUGUUGGUGCUGGUGCUCCUGUCUACCUCUCUGCUGUUCUUGAGUAUCUUGCUGCUGAGGUGUUAGAACUGGCUGGGAAUGCAGCAAGAGACAACAAGAAGACUAGGAUAGUCCCGAGGCACAUUCAGUUGGCAGUGAGGAACGAUGAGGAGCUGAGCAGGCUGCUUGGCCAAGUCACAAUUGCUAAUGGUGGUGUCUUGCCUAAUAUUCACAACACUUUGUUACCGAAAAGGGUUUCUAAAGGUCCAGUUGAUGAUGAAUGAGAGACGAAGCAGAAUUGGCUUUGUCCAUUGUGAAGUUACAAAGAGAAGCCCUUUUAGGCAAAUACUGAGAAGAAUUUAGGUUGCAGUAGUAGGAUUAAUUAGGUUUUAUUUGCCCCUCAUUUUCCCCCCUUUUAUUGAAUUGAUCUUGAUUUGAUGUAGUUCUAGUUUGUUGAUUUCUUAAAUGAAAUGUGCUGCUUCUUCUGCCC